Aricia agestis (brown argus) is the source of this 3180-nucleotide messenger RNA. Its product is annotated as ABC transporter F family member 4-like. The record is from RefSeq and is a predicted model, not a curated record. The transcript is spliced from 5 exons. NCBI's taxonomy places the organism in Eukaryota, Metazoa, Arthropoda, Insecta, Lepidoptera, Lycaenidae. The coding region runs from base 154 to 1125 and encodes 323 amino acids.
AAACAUCGCAAUUUUUGGCACGUCACAGCCGCGUCAUCAUGUCUCCGUGUCUGCUUUUAUCGCUAGAGAAUUAAUUAUUCGGCUUUAUCGCGUCUUAUCGAUACAUUUUUAUGUCGGCUGUAAAGUUAAUACUGAGAAAAAGUUUUUUCUAAAAUGGAGCUGCUAAGUCAAGUGUCCCAGACACAAAUUUUAUUUCCCGCUGCUGCCGUAGCCGUUGUUUUAGUAUGUGCAGCUCUCGUAUUUAUGUUCGGAUUCCACACGGCGGAGCAACCACAGUUCGACAAACUCUCGCUGGUCCUAGACGAUAGAAAAUCUUCAAAUAAGAAGAGGAAAGGAAUCAAGGAAAAAGUUGGUACCGAAAAAUCCUCGCCGAACCGGGUAACGAGCGACGACAGUAAGUCAAAAAAUGAAGCAAAAAAAUCCCCAGCCAAGGAGAAGAAAGAGGAAAAGGUGAAGGAAGCGGAGAAGCCGAAACCUAAAGAGAAGGUGGAACCCAAGGCGGCCAAGAAGCCCGAAGUGCAGGCCGAGAAGAAAGGAAAGAAGAAGGCUGGUACUGAACUCGACAAACCUGCGGACUUCGAUGACGGUGUUUGGGAGGAGGUUCCCAAGAAGAGUGAUAAGAAGAAGGUGAAGGGCCCCGAGGAAAAGAAGGACAGCCCCACCAAGACUAACAAGAAGAAGAACAAGAACGUGGAAGCCGAAGUCAAACCUGCUCCUCAGGAAGCCGAGGUGGAGACCAUCAAGGUUGUGAGUGCAGUAGGACCUGACGUUGAUGAAGAUGCAACUCGUGCUCUUCAAGCCCAAGUUGAGGAGCUACAGAGAGUUCUCAAGGAGGCGGAGCGCCGCGACAAGGUGCUGGCUGGUCUAGUUGAUGAGGAGGAAGAAGAGGCAGCUGCCGCUGAACUGACUGAUGUGAAAGAUCUCAGGAGCAACAAGAAGAAGGAAAAUAAGGAAAAGCAGAAGAAGAAAGAGGUGCCCGCUCCAGCUAAACAAGAGGAUAAAGAAGCUAAUGCCUCAACUGAAGCCCAAGAGCAGGCUGGGCCAGUUUUUGAUGAGCUCGGAGAUACAUGGGCGGAUGCCAAAGUAUCUAAAAAGAGCAAGAAGAAAGCUCGUAAAGAUCAGUGAGGAUUUGAGGACAGGGUCCAGCCGAGCACUCGCCUGGCUGCUAGCUCAAUGUACUCGCACCAUGCAACUGUACCGAAACUAUCAUCUUGUAGCGUUUGACACACUUUUUGCUCAUUUAAGUAAUGAACAAAUAAUCUAUUGUGGUGUAGAUUUUAUAAGGCCCUGCUUAGUGAAAGCGACAGUGACUAUGUGCCAAUUUAAAUUAUGUAUCAAAGUUGCUUUAGGAAUUUCUCAAAGGUAUUUUGUCAGCAAAGUUUUUGUAGGUCUUUUAUGGAUGUGUUUACUGUUGUUUAUUAUGUGAAUAAAAUAUACACUGUCUCUUUUGUUAACACGGCCCAGGUACAGUUUAAUAUGGUGUGAUAUUGUUUAUAUUAAGUUUUUAAUAUUAUAACUAUUCUUACACAUUCACUUACUUACGUCCAAGUUUUCAUUGCAUAUUUUACGUUAUGACAUUGUUUUUUUCGUUUUAAUUUAAUUGUUUUCAUUGAAGCAUAAUAUUAUUUGUUUUAUGUGUUGAAAGAGUCAUUAUAUUUUUAUAUUUCGGAAUCUGCAAUAUUAUUGCCGGUAUUGUCGAUUCUCAAGUUUCAUAUUUGAAUACUCAAUUUGUUUAUUUAAUUGUAGUUCUCUUAUUUAUUUAUACCGUUAAGUUAAAAUCCUCUGGUGCUUGUAGUUUUAAGAGUACCACUGUCCUUUAAAAUAUAUUGAACAAUACAACAGAAAUUAAUGAACUGGAAUGAAAAUAAGUUACAUAAUUUUCCGUCCGUACAAUUUGCAAGCUUCUGUAACAUAGCUGUAUUCUAACCUAAAAGUUACAAUAAUGUGACUACAUCUAUUGCAAAACUCCAACAUUUUAUUGCAGAUUCCUCGCUAGAUUUAAGACAUAUUAUGUAAAAAAUAGUAUCAUCGAAAUAUAUUUUUACAAAAUUGAUAUAGAUUCAGACAUUUUUCAUCUGGUAGCUCAUUUGGUAAUCGACAAGUAGAUUAAGUUUUUGGGUUUUCAAUAUAUGGGAUUGUUUAAAAUAUCCAGUAGUAACUUUAGAUCAAAACUAUGUUUUUGGAAAAGAGUUGCCAAUAUUUAUAGACCUGCCUCAGAUAUAAAUAAAAAUCAAUUCGACAAAAGUACUUACUACAAACUCUACAAAGUUGGCAAUUUUAUUUCAAAGCCUGAUCAAAUCUUUUCCUUGGAGUGAGUUCCUUACAUCUUGAAAUUGAUAUUCCGGUGCGUAUGACGUGUAAUAUAAUGUUGUUCUUGUUAUUAGCUUACCGUAAGGACCCAUAGGCUGAUUUAUCCAAUAUUUCCAUAAGAUAGUUGUAUGUGAUACAUUUGUGUGGGUCGAUGCAACGACUCCCCCGGGUAUGUUAGUAGUAAGUUGGUCAGACUUGUACACAUUGAGGUAUUAUGUGUAUAGAGCAGAUAAUGGAGUACCAACCCCGUAUAAGGGGCCUUAAUCACAGAUAUGUGCUUGGUUAAGGUUUGAUUUUCGACCGUUUCAGUAUCAAAAUCUAGCUCUCUCAUAUGGAAUGAAAGAAGGGGGAAUAGUAACUACUGCUCUAUACAAAUACGUUAAUGGUGGUUUUAUACAGGUUAGUGUUUCUUGCAUAGAUAAACAUUCGGUUAUUUUAUCUCGGAGUUUCUAUAUUAAAGGAUCACACAUGUGAUCUUUUAAUGUGGUUGUCAUAAAGUUUCUGUUACAGGUAAAAUAACUUUGAAUGAACAGCCCUACAAUGAUCGUUGGCGUGUGGUCAAUACCGAAACUAAUUCCGCCUUCUUGGAAAUUGUCACUCUACAGAGUAUAGACAGUUGUUACGUCAUCCAGGAUCGUUGUAGUUCUGUAGUAGGAUGGAAAUAAUUUUAAAGUUUGUUUUUAUGAAAGUAGGUUACCUACGUUAUUCAGUUUUAAGAAUCUACGAUUAGGGCCUAAUGGUAUGGAUGUUUCUGGACUGAAUAAUUCAAAUACAGAUUAUAAAUUUUACUAGAGAUAUUUUUGCCUAUAGAGCAGUUCUAUUUUCAAACUAAUAUUCAGUGGCGUUCAGAGAUAAUAUCAGGAAAAUAUU